AAACCUCCUUCUACUAUGACGUACCAAAAAAAAAAAAAUAAAGUACCCGGAUGCACGAUUUAUAAAACGAAGCUGCAAAAGAGGCGUUCUUUUUGCUAUGAAGCAGUAACGUUGGCACUUGUGUUUUUCCUCCUGGCUCACCGCUGUUCGCAAAUUUUUCUGGUAUAUCCGUUGCUGAAUAAGUCGGUCAGGAAGUUUUUUUUUUUUAGAAUCAUGGCAUUUAAGGAUUCUGGCAAGGCUCCUGUGGAUCAGGAAGUAGCAAUCCAUCGCAUCCGAAUUACCCUAACAAGUCGCAAUGUAAAGUCACUUGAAAAGGUUUGCGCUGACCUGAUCCGAGGUGCCAAGGAGAAGAAUUUGAAAGUUAAGGGACCUGUUCGCAUGCCCACAAAGACACUCCGUAUUACUACCAGAAAGACUCCUUGUGGUGAAGGUUCAAAGACAUGGGACCGUUUCCAAAUGCGUAUCCACAAGCGUCUAAUAGAUCUUCAUAGCCCAUCUGAAAUUGUUAAGCAGAUCACUUCUAUAAGUAUUGAACCUGGAGUAGAAGUUGAAGUUACUAUUGCCGAUGCUUAAAUGUCAGAUUUUUCUUAAUAAAAGUUGAGUAAAUUGGU
Molecule: messenger RNA, 611 nt
Organism: Protopterus annectens (West African lungfish)
Lineage: Eukaryota; Metazoa; Chordata; Ceratodontiformes; Protopteridae
Gene: RPS20
Product: ribosomal protein S20
Exons: 4
Coding region: 16-573 (185 amino acids)
Biological process (GO): translation
Cellular component (GO): cytosolic small ribosomal subunit; ribosome
Molecular function (GO): structural constituent of ribosome; RNA binding
Source: RefSeq, a predicted model, not a curated record